AUGCAUGCAAGGCUGAUUGUAUCAGCCAACUUAACUGUGGAGGUCACAGUGCAGGAGUCCUACGGCCUGGGACGAACAGUGGUCGAAGGGGGAAAUCGCGCUGAAGCCAACAUUUCAGGGCAUUCAAGAACGAAAUGCUGGGACGAGCACCCGACGACUUCGACUACUGCGCCCGAGGGCAGCUCUACUUCGCCUGGCCUGAAAGACGGCGACAGCGUUUCAGCCGCUCCUGGUGAAGGCGACGAAGAUCCGUCCGAACCGCAGCCCUUGCCAAUAAAGAAAGUGACAACGGAGCUACCCCCGUACAAGCCGUACAGGAGUGGAGCCAGAAGUCCCGUAUACCAAGGCACCUUCCGGCCAUGCUCAUCCCACGAGGACUGCCAGCCCGACGAGUGCUGCGUCUACGGCCUGAGCAGGGGCGACAGCUGCGUCAAGCACUUCAAGCCCUGUCCCGUCAUUAAGGUGCCCGUGCGACCUCGGCCCCGCUUCUGCCCGCCGUACAACAGCGGCGGCUUCUUCUUCAACGUGUGCUCGGCGCCCGAGGACUGCCCGUACCCGUACCUGUGCUGCCGCCUCCGGGGAUCGUACAUGUGCGUGCCCUCGUUCUACGACAGGCGCCGGCGGCGGCGGCGUCACGCGAUCGCCGGCCAGCGCUACGAGCACGACGACGACGACGACGUCGGGGCGUCGAAGUGGCACGCUAGUGUUGCUGCUUUGUCUUCUUAAGAGCCC
Messenger RNA from Dermacentor silvarum, 732 nucleotides. RefSeq lists its product as uncharacterized. The record is from RefSeq and is a predicted model, not a curated record. Lineage: Eukaryota; Metazoa; Arthropoda; Arachnida; Ixodida; Ixodidae. The transcript has 7 exons. The coding region runs from base 1 to 726 and encodes 241 amino acids.